This is a messenger RNA of Amblyraja radiata (thorny skate), 3966 nucleotides long. Its product is annotated as protein KIBRA. Gene Ontology annotation, molecular function: kinase binding; molecular adaptor activity. Bases 131 to 3721 code for a protein of 1196 amino acids. Gene Ontology annotation, cellular component: cytoplasm. Gene Ontology annotation, biological process: regulation of hippo signaling; negative regulation of organ growth; regulation of DNA-templated transcription. The transcript is spliced from 24 exons. The record is from RefSeq and is a predicted model, not a curated record. Lineage: Eukaryota; Metazoa; Chordata; Chondrichthyes; Rajiformes; Rajidae.
GAGGAGGAGAAGGAGGAGGAGGAGAAGGGACCCCCGACCCGUGAGUGCGGCCGUCGAAGGGGAGCGGCGUUCCCCCCUCUCCUAUGGAGCGCACUGACCUGGCCGCCCGCCCGCCACUCGACGACACGCCAUGCCCAGGCCCGAGUGCGGCCGCCGCCGACAACUGCUGCUGCUGCCGCCGCCGCCGCUGCCGCCCGGCUGGGAGGAGGCCACUGACCAUGACGGCAAACGCUACUACAUCGACCACAACGCCAGGCAGACGAGCUGGGUGGACCCCCGCGACAGAUGGACCAAACCACUUUCAUUUGGUGAUUGUGUAGGAGAUGAAUUACCAUUGGGCUGGGAGGAAGCGUUUGAUGCACAAGUUGGAGUUUAUUACAUUGAUCACAAUACAAAGACAACACAGGUGGAGGAUCCUCGGGCUCAAUGGCGAAGAGAACAGGAACUAAUGUUAAAGGACUAUCUUGUAGUAGCUCAGGAUGCAUUAACCGCUCAGAAGGAAAUCUACCAAGUCAAGCAACAGAGAUUAGAAUUGGCCCAACAUGAAUACAAACAGCUAUAUGAUGUUUGGAAAGAUAAAUCUGGUUCCCAGACUAGCUUAUUCUCAGGCUCUUCGUCUAGUACUAAAUAUGAUCCAGACAUUCUCAAAGCAGAAAUUUCUACAACCAAAUCUAGGGUGAAAAAAUUGAAGAGAGAGCUGACUCAUAUGAGGCAUGAACUGCAGUACAAAGAGCAAGGAUUUGAAACUCUCAAAGCAAUUGACCUCAAAAUGUCAGGGGCUCAGGGAGGAUACAAACUUGAUGAAGCAAAGGCAAUUGUGAGUGAAAUGAAAACCAUCAAAAAGGCUAUUAGCUCAGGAGAGAAGGAGAAACGGGACCUAAUUCAGUCUCUGGCCAGAUUGAAAGAUGGUUUCCAACUUAAAACAGAGUUUCAAUCUGAUCUCUGGAACAGUGAUCCCUCAUUAGUAAAUUCAAACCAAUCUGUCAGCCGCCACUGCUCAGACGUUGGGUCCCAGACAGAUAUUUCGGGAGAUUUUGUUUGUGGCAGAAACACUAAAUUGGCUGAAAAGGUGAGACUCAGUCUACAGUAUGAAGAGUCAAAGAGAAGGAUUUCAGACAUAAAAAUUGAGCUAGCUAAACUCACUAGUGAGGCAUGGCCUGGAGUAUUGGAUGCAGAACAAGACAGGCUGAUACUGAUUAAUGAGAAAGAAGAACUAUUGAAGGAACUGCAGUUUAUAAACCCUCGCAAGUGGGUACCCAGUGAGGUGGAGCGACUGGAAAUGGAACGAAAGCAAUUGGCAGAAGACCUCCAGGUAGCAAGAGAUACACAAAGCAAGGCACUCACAGAAAGAUUAAAGAUGCACAGCAAGAGGAACUAUUUGUUGAGGGAGUUGGAAGAGGCAACACGGAUAGCAUCAACGUUACAUUCACAACUUCAAAGUCUUUCAACCAGCACUCUUUCACUAUCAUCAGGCAGCAGCAAAGGGUCACUGACGUCCAGCCACGGAUCUCUUGGUGCAUCCAGCAUGGGAUCUUCAAGUUCUAUUAGCUUUACUGACCUGUACUAUGAUCACCCGGAACAAACAGUAGACCUAGACUAUCAGUAUAAAUUGGAUAUCUUGCUACAGGAGGAUACCUCAAGCAAUAGACCUGCAAACUCUAUCACCACCAUACAUGAAAAUGAGGUGGUAAAUACUCGUAAUUAUUCCUCGCACACUGAUACUUAUGGAAAUCCAAAGAAGAUUCAUGCACGGAGAUUUUUAUCUGAGACUCCCAAGUCUCUGACUUCAUUGAGCCCAAGGUCGUCCUUAUCCUCCCUUUCGCCGCCUGGUUCUCCUGUGGUCAGAGACAUCCAUUUUUUGAUAUCUUCAGGGGAAUCUCUUUUGAGCCAUGCCAAUGCAGACUUUGAAGAUGCAGAGCUUCCUGAUGUAAUUGCUAAUUUUAGUUUGCACACUGCGAAUGAUGACCAGAUACCUUCAGAAUCUGUGCCUUCAGAAACAGUCUUUUUACCUUCUUUAAACUUGGAAACUGAAAACAAGUCUGAAGAUGGACCAUUUAAUUAUUCAUCAAACCUUAAGAGUGAAGAAACUGGAAUUUCUACCAAAUCUAAUGAAGCUAUAGAAGAUGCCAGCACACAAACAGAGGUGCCUGGACCAAUACUACAUCCCAAAAUUGCUUGUGUUUCAGCAGCAGUAUCAGACGAGUCCGUAGCAGGGGACAGUGGUGUAUAUGAAGCAGUCAAAAGAUCAUGUGAGACGGAGGAUGCACUUUUUGAUGAAGAAAUAGAGGCACUGGGUGCUACCAGACUCCAAAUAGCAAUGAAGUAUGAUGAUAGAAGCAAAAGAUUUGCAAUAUUUAUUAUUCAGUUAAAUAAUCCAGCAGCACUCAUAAUACCACAGAACCAGACAAUAUAUGUCCGAGUGGCUGUGCUUCCGAGCUCUGAAAAUGCAAGUUGUCUCUUCCGCACCAAGACUCUACUAGUUGCUGAAAGUGUGGCAUACAAUGAGGUCUUUUGGGUCACCAUUUCCUUUUCUGCAUUGCGUCAAAAGACACUGCGAGUUGACGUUUGUUCUGUGGAUAAAUCUCACCGGGAAGAGUGUUUGGGCGGGGCUCAAAUCAGCUUGGCGAAUGUGAAUAGAUCUGGGGACAGAUCAAUGCACUGGUACAACCUCCUGAGUAGCCCUUAUCUCCAAGAGCAAAACAUAAGGCACUGUGCUCAAGAUGAAGCUGUUCUUCAAUCAGAAGUUAAUCACAAUACAUCAGAACAGAAAGAUUCCAUAUCUACACUUCUGGAACAAACAGCUGCCGAGUUGGAAACAGUUGAACGAAGACUAGAAAGCCACAGAAAUAUAUUGAGUGCGGAAGAGGAAUGGCAUGAAGUUCCAGCAGAGGGAGGUGACUUUGGUGAAAGAGAAAUAGCUGAGGAUGAAGACCAGGAUGUGUACAUUGGAGUUCCAUGGGAAAACGAACAUGAUGCUGAGACUCCCAAUGAACAUACUGAUAGCUGGUCGACUGUCACAGCGGUCGCUGCGAUGAAGAUUGAUAAAGAGACCAGUACAGAGGAGAUUGUGGCAACAACUUCUGCAGUGCGUCCAAAGGAUAGAAGAGUUUCUAACACUCAGCAGAGCCCAUUUGUGAGAGGCAGUGCUAUUAUUCGUUCCAAAACGUUCUCUCCGGGCGCACAGAAUUCCUACGUGUGCAGGUUAAAUCGAAGUGAUAGCGACAGCUCAACAUUGUCAAAGAGAUCCCCCUUUGUUCGUAAUGCCAUGGAAAGGCGUAGUUUGCGAAUGAAAAUGCCUUCAAUCAGAAGAGUGGGAUCAGAAAGAGUGAUACGAACCUCUUUAGAUUUGGAGUUGGACCUUCAGGCUUCAAGAACCAGAAAAAACAGAUUAUCUCAGGAACUGGAUAUCUUGCGGGAUUUGAAACAGCAAAUUGACGAGGCCAAAGCCAGAGGAGAGACAGAGCUGCCUCAAUCGGUUAAGGAGGAUGAACGAUUUCAAACCCUGCUGAAGCAAAUUGAAAAACAGGCGGAGCAAACAAAAGAACAGCAGAAACAGGAGAUUAAAGUUCAACGGCUAAUGAAGAAAACAUCUAAAGAAGUACACAAGUUACGAGAACAGAGUCAGAAAGAGCCCCUGGAGAUGCAGUCGUUCUGGGAGAAGAUGGCAUUUUUCACACGAGGAAGGGGAAGUUUCCUCCCAUUGCCUGCUGAUGAUGUGUGAUCGUCUUUUUUUUAAAGUAUUUGAAUUUCUUGCAGUAAUCACCUGAGUUCUGCUGAAUUCUUAACACUACUUUACUGAUGAUUCUUUUUGUGCAUUAUGAAAGUACAGAUAUAUUUUGUAAAUUUUAGAAAUCAACGCAGUCUUUGCAUUGUUUGAAUGUAUACAAAAUCUACAUUUUGAUUAUAUGUUGAACUUCUACAGAGAGAAUGUAGCAUACUUUGAUGUUAAAACUAAUUUGUACAGUU